AUGACGGAGCCGGUCCUCGUAUCCUCAACCUCUGCAAGGCUGGAACCCUACCUCCUCCUGGCCAAAAACGCCAAGGGCGCGGCAGCCGUCCAGUUGAUCACCGAUGUGUUGAAUGCCCAGGGCGUCUAUGUGUUUUCGGAAUUGCUGGAGAUGUCUUCUGUGCUGGAUCUGGCGAAUAACCCUGCCCAUGCACCACACCUCAACCUACUGAGACUGUUUGCAUAUGGAACAUACCGAGAUUAUCGAGCAAAUGCUGCAUCCCUCCCUGCUCUCAGCGACACACAACUGAGGAAGCUGAAACAUCUUACCAUCGUCACGCUCUCCGGGGACAAUAGGACGCUAAAUUACGACCUCCUUCUAAAAUACCUCGACAUACCCAACGUGCGCGAACUGGAAGAUCUCAUCAUCGACGCGAUAUACCAGGACCUGAUCAGGGGGAAGCUUGACCAGAGCAAGAAGUGCUUGGAGGUGGAGUUUGCGAUGGGAAGGGAUCUUCGGCCUGAGCAGGCGACGCAGAUUAUGGCGCUGCUUAGUGCAUGGUGUCGAACCUCCGAGACGAUCCUAACAACAAUCGAUGCCAACAUCGCCCACAUCUCCAAAGUCACCGCCGAAGAAGCGAAAAGGAAAGAAGAGCACAGCAAAUCGGUCGAACAAAAGAAGUGGGAUGUGCAGGAAAAGGUACAUGGGAAACAUAACAAGACACCGUCUUCGGGUGGGCCUAUUGACGCCUUGUUGGGGGAGGACGGCGGGCGACGGAGGGGAUUGAAGGGGCGGUUGAAUAACCCGAGUCGGCGGUAG
This is a messenger RNA of Fimicolochytrium jonesii, 798 nucleotides long. RefSeq lists its product as uncharacterized. Lineage: Eukaryota; Fungi; Chytridiomycota; Chytridiomycetes; Spizellomycetales; Powellomycetaceae. The transcript has 5 exons. The record is from RefSeq and is a predicted model, not a curated record. The coding region runs from base 1 to 798 and encodes 265 amino acids. Gene Ontology annotation, cellular component: COP9 signalosome.